CAAAAUACAAAAAACAUUUAAUAAACGUUAGUUAAAAUAUAAGUUAUGUUUUUCAAUGAUGUAGUUAUAGUCGAGCCAACUAUGUUUUCUGUCUAGAUCCGCUACAUAUUAUUACGCAUCUAGUGUCAGGAUUAUUAUUAUUUUUUUUUUCCAGUGCCACAUUUCUUAGAUAUCAAAAAAUAAUUGUGGGUAAGAAAUUAAGGAAUCAAAAUGUUUCUGCGCAAAGAUCACUCCAUAAAUACCCCAUGAAAAUUGCUCAAUAUCCAUCAUCACCACCCACACACACACACACCCUACACUUGUUGCCAAACACAGGCAGCAACAAUGGAGGCUUCUUCUUCCACUUUCCUCUCUCCAUUCUCGCAAAACUCCCAAUUCACCACUUUCAUAGCUCCAUCUUCAUCCUCAAAUGUCCCCCUCCUACGCGUUUAUUCUGUCAGAAUUGAAGACAAACCUCAAACCACCACCUCCACCACUAGAAAGUCACCAUCGCCGCCAACGCCGCGGCCUCUGAAAAAGAAGGAAAACCGGCCAUCACCAUCAUCAUCAUCUCCGAUUAGAACUCAGAAAACCGCCGGGAAAGCCCAAAGCCCAGUAAUUACCAGGCCAUCAUCAUCUUCAAGAAAGCCAGUUGAGCCAACAUUACCCACAAUUAUAUUCAAUGCUCUGGACGAUUUCAUCAACACCUUCAUUGAUCCUCCCGUCCGGCCAUCCGUCGAUCCCAAAUACGUGCUGUCCAGCAACUUUGCGCCGGUGGAAGAGCUACCUCCGACGGAAUGCUCCGUCGUGGAAGGCACCCUUCCGGCCUGCCUCGACGGCGCGUACUUCCGAAACGGACCCAACCCGCAAUUCCUCCCCCGGGGACCUUACCACUUGUUCGACGGCGACGGAAUGCUUCAUGCCGUGAGAAUCUCCAAAGGGAAAGCCACGCUCUGUAGCCGUUAUGUGAAAACCUACAAAUACAUGACAGAGAAAAAAACAGGGUCCCCUGUUAUCCCCAACGUUUUCUCCGGUUUCAACGGGCUCACCGCCUCGGCGGCGCGUGGGGCACUCGCCGCCGCAAGAAUGGUGACCGGCCAAUUCAACGUCGCAAACGGGUUCGGGUUAGCAAACACCAGCUUAGCUCUGUUUGCGGGAAAGCUUUACGCAAUGGGCGAAUCGGAUCUUCCUUACGAAGUGAAAUUGGAUCCGAUUACCGGCGAUAUCAUCACCGUGGGCCGGAAUGAUUUCGAUGGGAAGCUCACCAUGAGCAUGACGGCCCAUCCCAAAAUCGAUCCGGACACAAAAGAAGCUUUCGGGUUCCGAUACGGGCCCAUCCCGCCAUUCGUAACCUUCUUCCGGAUCAACCCGGACGGAACAAAGCAACCCGAUGUUCCGAUUUUAUCCGCCAGACCAUCUUUCUUGCAUGAUUUCGCAAUCACUAAGAAAUACGCGAUUUUCCCCGACAUACAAAUCGGGAUGAACCCUUUGGAAAUGAUGGCCGGAGGAUCGCCGGUGGGCGCGGAUCCCGGAAAAGUUCCCCGGCUGGGAGUGAUUCCGAGGUAUGCGACGGAUGAACGGGAUAUGAGGUGGUUUGAGGUUCCGGGUCUGAACUUCAUUCACGCGAUCAAUGCUUGGGACGAAGACGACGGCGAGACGAUCGUGAUCGUGGCUCCGAACAUAUUGUCGGUGGAACAUACGUUGGAGCGCAUGGAUUUGAUUCAUGCAUCCGUCGAGAAAAUUAAGAUUGAUCUGAAAACCGGGAUGGUUUCCAGACAUCCGGUUUCCACCCGGAAUUUGGAUUUUGGAGUCGUUAACCCGGCUUACGUCGGCAAGAAAAACAAGUAUGCAUAUGCUGCCAUUGGAGACCCUAUGCCAAAGAUCUGCGGAAUCGUAAAACUAGACGUAUCGGUUUCGGAAGGCGACCGCCGCGACUGUAUCGUGGCGAGCCGACUGUACGGACCGGGUUGCUACGGAGGCGAACCAUUUUUCGUUGCAAAAGACCCCGAAAACCCUAACGCAGAGGAAGAUGAUGGAUACGUUGUGUCCUAUGUUCAUGAUGAAAAUAAAGGGGAAUCAAGAUUCUUGGUGAUGGAUGCUAAAUCACCUAAUCUUGACAUUGUGGCCGCUGUGAAAUUACCACAAAGGGUUCCGUAUGGUUUCCAUGGCCUAUUUGUGAGUGAAAGGGACCUCAAUAAAUUGUGAAAACCAGUAGAAUUUAAUUAUUUCAAGUGGGGAUGGGGACUAAUAAAACACUACACUAAAUAUCAUGAAGAAAUAUCACAAGAUGUAGUGGGGGGGGAACUUAGUGCGGGACCGGAGUGGAGGACUAUCAUUGUUUUCAGUCACUGGUAUAUAUUACUACGUGGGUGUUGAUGUAAUUUUGUAAAUAAUAAUUAAUUAAUUAGUUAGUUAAUGAAUUACGGUGUGAAAUGAAAAUAGAUAAUAUAAAAAGUUGUAUAAUUACAUUGGAUUUUUGAAUGAAAUAUACACACACACGAGAGCUUCAUUAUGUCUUUCUCUUUUGUGAGUAUAUAGGAUGAAUACCAUCAUUGCUAUCUCAUUUAUCAUGCACCAUUCUAUCUUUUAAUUUAUAGGUACAUGUCAUUUAUUUUGUGUUUCAUUGCAGGGUUUUGACGUACUUACUACUUACUUGGUGGAAGGCGUUAUAGUAAAUCCAUAUAAUUUUGAUUUAUUAAUUUACUCGUAGUACAAAUAUAAAUAUUAUAGUUUUUACCCAUUAUGAGAAAAGAGUUUUAUCUCAAUUUAUUAAUUAAUUUACUCAUAGUACUAUUUUCUUGAGACAUAGUAGAUAACUUAAGAAAUAGGAUAGAAAGGCAUUUGUUAUGAAGGUGCAAUAUCUUUUUUUUUUUUUUUUGGUUCAUUUUACUAUAUUAUGGAGGAACCAAUAGAGUAAACUUUAUCCCCC
Molecule: messenger RNA, 2908 nt
Organism: Oldenlandia corymbosa var. corymbosa
Lineage: Eukaryota; Viridiplantae; Streptophyta; Magnoliopsida; Gentianales; Rubiaceae
Source: the annotation of a GenBank genome assembly